Sphaerulina musiva SO2202 is the source of this 1216-nucleotide messenger RNA. Its product is annotated as metalloprotease. Gene Ontology annotation, biological process: mitochondrial protein processing; mitochondrial proton-transporting ATP synthase complex assembly. NCBI's taxonomy places the organism in Eukaryota, Fungi, Ascomycota, Dothideomycetes, Mycosphaerellales, Mycosphaerellaceae. Gene Ontology annotation, cellular component: extrinsic component of mitochondrial inner membrane. The transcript has a single exon. The record is from RefSeq and is a predicted model, not a curated record. Gene Ontology annotation, molecular function: metalloendopeptidase activity. Bases 1 to 717 code for a protein of 238 amino acids.
AUGCCCAUCAACCCCGCCCCCUCCUCCGCCUCCUCCUCAUCCCCCUCCACCGAAGACAAACAAACCUAUCUCACAUGGUCCAACUUCUUCUCCAUCCUCACCAACACCUCCACGCCCGAAGUCCGCUCCGCCUACUUCGCCGAACGCGACCUCCGCAACGAAUCCCGCGACAUCGCGCGCGCCGAAGCAGACGUCAAAUGGCUCUUCAAAGCCUCCCCAAUCAUCACCUUUCUCCAACACCAAAUCAACCUCCUCGGCCCCGCCAACGGCGCCGCAGCCAUCGGGCCCCACAACGUCCGAUGCAGACGCUGCACGACCCAACAAUCCGGCGGCUUCAGCAUCGACCACGGGAUUUUAUUAUGCGCCAACCAUUUCCGCAAUCGCGGACAUUUGGAAGACACGCUCGCGCACGAAAUGGUACACGCGUACGAUCAUUUGCGCUUUAAACUCGAUCCCUUGGAUUUGCGACAUGCGGCGUGCAUGGAAAUUCGCGCGAGCAUGUUGAGUGGGGAGUGUCGGUUCACGAGAGAGUUUCUCACGAGGCAUCAGUGGGGGAAUUUUACGCAGCAGUUGCAGGAAUGUGUGCGGAGGAGGGCCGCGUUGAGUGUGGCGGCGAGGCCGGCGUGUAAGGAUGAUGUGCAGGCGGUGAGGGUGGUGAAUGAGGUGUGGGAUAGUUGUUUCAAUGAUACGAGGCCGUUUGAUGAGAUUUAUAAGUGAGGGAGAGGAGGAGGAGGAAGAAGAGGGAAUGAGUUCCUGAAUAGGAGGAGAUGUGGGAUUCAGAAUCUGCGUAUGAUAUACACUCUACAGGAUUGAGAGGUCAUCACAUGGGGGGAAUGUGCUCAACGCGCGUGCUCAAAUUGGCACAUCAUCCUGCGGGAGUAGCAGCCAGUCCGGCAGUAAAGACAACUGUGAACCACCCUGCGAGCACGCAGUCUGUAAGGCGCGAUACUUUUCUGCAGUGGCCAGAUGUGAACAAGGCUAGCGAUGAAGCAAGCCAUGCUAUGGACAACCCCAGUCUCACGAGUCGAGGUCUAGAUUUCGGGACAAGCCUAACUACAUACUCUCCACGAAACUGUAGAGGCAGAAUCUGUGGUAGACGUAUGCGUAGAGAGAAAGAAGUCGAAAGUGUACCUGUAAGGCACAAGGAGCGUUGAAGAAUUGAAGAAGGCAGAAUUAGGGAGUUAGGGGUCAGGUAGCAAUAGACGGACAAACAGAC